Molecule: messenger RNA, 1313 nt
Organism: Rhodamnia argentea
Lineage: Eukaryota; Viridiplantae; Streptophyta; Magnoliopsida; Myrtales; Myrtaceae
Product: RING-H2 finger protein ATL7
Exons: 3
Coding region: 263-916 (217 amino acids)
Source: RefSeq, a predicted model, not a curated record
GACAUUGGCCAAUGACCUUGUUCGCAUCCGAGUUUUCUCCUCCGCGCCGACGCAACUCGUCCCAUCCUGGUUGUCUCGGCGAUUUUGCAUUGUCGUCUCUCUCCUGGAACUUCUUGGAAUAUUUUCAUCCAUUCGGCCCGACCAUUUUCCUUUUCUUUUCCUUUUUCUCUGUUUUCGUAAGGAGUUCAUGUCUCUGUCCUCUGUGUAACCCGACCGUUGGGAGAUCUUGAUCUUUGCCAAAUGACAGUCGGGUCGGUGGAAGAUGUCCUCCGAGACUGAGACCAGUUCGAGCUCGGACCCUCCUCCAGAGCGCUGCUGCUCUUCUUCCCCCGGCUCCAGCUUGACUGAGCUGAAGCUGUACCAGGCCUUCAUCUUCUCCGUCCCCAUCGUCUUCACUUUCGUCCUUCUCUUCUCCUUCUACUUGUUCUACCUCCGCCGCCGAAGGGCCGAUUGGGUCUCCCUUCGCAUGCGCGCUUCUCGACCGAUCGAUGGGCAAAACGUUGACGUCCCCAGACCUGAAGUGGGCCUGAGGAAAGAACUGAGAGAGAUGCUUCCCGUCAUUGUGUAUAAAGAGAGCUUCUCGGUCAAUGACUCACAAUGUUCAGUGUGUCUCGGGGACUACGAGGCCGAGGAUAGACUUCAACAAGUACCGGCAUGUGGUCAUACUUUUCACAUGGGUUGCAUUGACCAUUGGCUUGCCACCCACACGACCUGCCCCCUUUGCCGCGUCUCUCUUCUUGCUCCUACAAAUAGGUCCGUUGAGGUCCAAACAGAAGCAGGAUGUGGAUCUUCUGAUCAAGAUGUUCUGCAGGUUUGUGAAGAAACAGAUACUACGCAAUCUCAGCAGGAAAAUGGUGUUCUCAACGAAGAAACAGACUUUCAACUCAUUGUUCUUGAAACUGAACAGCAUCCUUGAAUGGCUCGAGGAUGGUUAACCAUUCCUACGCGGUUCAUCUCCUGCUCUUUUCAUUCAACACUAAAUUUUAUUCAUGAAUCCAAUUUCAAAAAUCAGUUAUUUAGAUGCAUUAGGGCGGAUGUCCAAUGUAGAUUAACUGACAUCCCUGAUUUGAGCAAUAAAUUAGUGUACCUCGGUCAAUCUAGAAUUUCUACUGACUAUGAGAUUCAAUUAGAUUGAGUUGUCUCCUUGCUUCUGUUCUGUCUCUGAAGUACCUCAUGAAGCUUUGUUAAUCGGCUUGUACCGGGAUUAGACCCCUGCACUUGUUGUAUUUCUGACAAUCUAUGACACAUUCUUUGUUCACCGCCCACAUUACCGGCUCCUUUUGUAUCGGUUUGUCGGAGCUUUUAUUUUCCUC